AUGGGUAUUCAGCUGCGUAAGCUGAUGCGCGCUCGCGUGAUUGUAGUAUUUGGCACUACCAGCCGUAUAGGGCGCUCGGCGUUAGAAGUGCUGGCCGCACAGGAUCAAGUUUCUGUGGCUCUCGUGGCGGCAGUCGAGAAUGCCAAGGAUCCACGAGUGCAGCGGUUGAAGUCCGCAACAAACUGUUUUAUUGUGCAAUGUAAUUUUGCCCAAGGUGGUGAGGACUCACUACGUCGUGCUGUGCGCAAUGCGGACGCUGUACUACUCGUCCCUGCACUAUCAGAGAGUGGAGUGCGUUUCUCAAGGCGUGUUAUCGACGCUGCAGCAGCAGAGCAGGUCUCGCGGCUUGUUGUGAUCAGCAGUAUCUUGGCAUCACCGGGACUAUUAGCUCUUUGUCGUCAAGAGCACGCAAAGGAAUUGCCAGCAACUGAAGCUGUCGGUUCGACUCCCACUGAUGUUGCUGUGCUGGAGGGCUACGAGGCAGUGGAAGCUCAUGCAAGAAAUCAGCUUCCCGAGCAAGGUCGUUGUGUGUUUCUUCGAAUUCCUCUUUUGAUGGAGACACUGCUAUACUGUCGUGACGAGCUGCUAUUUGCUAACCGUUUCAUCGGGUGCUUCAGACCAGACACGCGCGUGCCUUGUAUUUCGGUUCGUGAUGUUGGAUAUGCAGCUGCCGAGGUGCUAGCAAAUCCAAAGCGGAAGUACGAGGCGGUAUAUCGGUUGACUGGUAGGAUCAGUGCGAGCUGCAGCCCAAAUGAAUUAGUGCGUUCUCUUAUGGGGCACCUUGGGCGAGAGAUCAAGUACCGCAAGCUGAGCGACGGUGACUUUCUCCGUGUAAUGAAGGAAAAGAAUGCACCCGAUCAAGUCGCUCAAGGCACUGUCGGACUUCGUAUCUUUUUGGAAGAACGUGAAGUGGGUGAAGAAGAAGCGAGUCGCAACCAAGAAGAGAUGACGAGUCGGACUCAACAGGAGGAACAGCGUUUGCUGCAUCUACCGGAAGCGUUUCACAGUACAGGCGACUUCCGGCUACUUACCAAGCGAGACCGAAAGACUCCACGACAGUGGCUGCAGCGACAUGCAACUUCGUUGUUCGCGCGUACUCCGCAGAACCAAGUGCAAUUGUUUGUUGUGGGCUCAGGCGAGGCCCUGUUUCUCGAGGUGAGCAAGUUCGUGGCGAGUCAAAUUACAGCCCCGUCAACGCUUCCACCACGCGAAGUUGGUGAAAGCGCCAUUCCGACUGUUCUUCCUAGUCGUCACAGUCAACGGGGAGUUGAUGGAGGCCUUGAGCAGGCCAAAGUUACGCUGUGCACUGUUAAGGCAGCCCCAGGGAGUAUUGAGCGAAGAAGAGCUUCUGGGGUGCCGUCGCCACCAACCGUGUACCAGCUUGAGGGAGCCCCACCAUAUCCCAUGGCAGACUUAUUAACGCAGCUUUCGUCAUUGGAUGUUGUGUUGCUCAUUCCCCCGCUCCGACUUGGUGGCAGAGCUUGCCUUGAUGUGGUGCGUGCAGUGGUCUGGGCUGCCGUGCGUGCCAAUGCCUGGGGUGUGGUGUUAAAAUCGAAAGCUGCGUCAAGACGUCGGGGGGUCUCGUACACGAUCUUGCGGCUUCCGCUGUUCAUGGAGUAUUUUUUGGCGCUUUCGUAUUGCGAGGAAGGCAGAGAGAGUCUGGGAGAUUUGGAAGAAGAAAAACGUGAGGUGCCUCCUGUUGAUGAAGCUCAAUUCGAAUCCGAGUCAGAGGUCCAAGCUGCUGAUGCUGUGGAAGCAGGAGAAACCAUGUUAUCUCCUCCGUCGCACAUUAUGUGGCCGUUGCUUGAGUCUUCGUUGGCGUCUGCGCGAGUCUACUUGAUGUCUCUCGAGGACGCAGCAAAGGCUUUGGUAGCCGCUGCCUUCACGUUUCCUCUACAUCGAGGUAAAACUAAAGAGCUCUACACCACAAGCGUCACAAUGACUGAAGUGCAGCGUACCCUCCAACGUCACGCAAACAAGGCUCGCCCUGUGCGUUUAAGUCGCGUGGAUGCUUUAGGCGAACAACACGGUCGUGAAUUCUGGCGCGUUGCAUACUGGCCCCGUGCACAUACGCAGCAGUUCCUUGAAUGUGCGGUGGAAUUUGCAAAGGACGUGCAAACUGCUGCUGACACUGCGGCUGCUGCUGGAGGCAUUGUUGACACCAGUGCAAUGGUGUUGCCUGUGUCGCAAAGCUUCGAAGACCUCACCGACAUUCCGCCCAUAACUCUUGACACGUGGGCUGAAGCUAAUUCCAAGCGCUAUACUCAUUUGCUUGCUGCUCACUAA
Peronospora belbahrii is the source of this 2286-nucleotide messenger RNA. The record is from the annotation of a GenBank genome assembly. NCBI's taxonomy places the organism in Eukaryota, Oomycota, Peronosporomycetes, Peronosporales, Peronosporaceae.